GCAGACAUCCACCACCUCCAACAUGAUCGUCCGUUUUGUCUGUGCUAGUGUUCCCCCUACCCGGCAUUUCGUCAUUGCGGUUUCUUGCUGUCGUUCCUGAGAAUGUGGAGACGCGGAGGAUGCGCGACGGCGAUCGUGCAUCCAUCAAUCCCGCUUCGAGGCUGCCUGUACAUCACUUUGUCUCCUUCACUUCGAUUGAUAUAUAAUAAGUCUUUUCCACUUCUUCUUGUCAACGUGCAACAGUUACCUUUUUGAAAAGAAACAUGCCUUCAUUCUACCAAACAACGGCCAUCCUCAGCCUACUGUCCACCCUCCUCCCAUCCCCAAUCGCAGCAGCACCAACACCUGCUCCUCUCACGAACUUCCUCCUAAUAACAACCACCUCCCCCAACCCCUGCACAAACACCUCCGCCCUCCCCAACGUCUCCGCAACCUCCCUCUUCGACCCCCUCGACCAAACCCCCUUCCUCCUCCGCCUUAUAGGACCGGGCUACGACUCACUCCCCCGCUUCAACCUCAGCAGCAGCAACGCAAAUGCCUCACUCACCACCCUCACCGAAGGCCCCGAAGGGUUCGGGGAGUAUGUGUACACUUCCAUCCCGCCGACGCAGGGAGCGGAGUUGACGUUUUUGCCGCCCGGGGCGGGGAAGGCGGUGGGGGGUAAUGGGACGUUGGGGCUGAGGGGUGGGUUUUUGCUUACUGUUGAUGGGGUUGCGGAGGGGUGGGCGGUAUGUGCGGGGCCGGAGGGGGAGCAGGUCAUUGCGUGGAAGAAUUCGACGACGGGGUGCGUUGAUACGUAUAUCCAGGCGGUUGCGAAGGCGCCGUACUGAGGGGAGGGACCGAAUUCCGUGCACUCUGGAAGUGGUGGGAGCCGGAUACGCUGAUCGGUUCAGUGUUCGGGUCAAUAGCCAGCGCCCGGGAUCGCCUUGUUUCUCGGUACAGAGGAAUCACGAUCCGCAAAGG
Messenger RNA from Neohortaea acidophila, 963 nucleotides. RefSeq lists its product as uncharacterized. The transcript has 3 exons. NCBI's taxonomy places the organism in Eukaryota, Fungi, Ascomycota, Dothideomycetes, Mycosphaerellales, Teratosphaeriaceae. The record is from RefSeq and is a predicted model, not a curated record. The coding region runs from base 264 to 830 and encodes 188 amino acids.